Strigops habroptila (Kakapo) is the source of this 1180-nucleotide messenger RNA. RefSeq names its product transmembrane protein 247 (gene TMEM247). The coding region runs from base 332 to 946 and encodes 204 amino acids. Gene Ontology annotation, cellular component: endoplasmic reticulum. The record is from RefSeq and is a predicted model, not a curated record. The transcript is spliced from 4 exons. Lineage: Eukaryota; Metazoa; Chordata; Aves; Psittaciformes; Psittacidae.
ACGCACGGAGCAGGAGCGCUCCGCGGGUUCCCUGCGCGCUGCGCGCAGCUCCUGCCCCGCCGAGGCAGCGGGGAGGAGGGUUAAUUCCGUGCUCGUUACCCUCUCGUCCCGUCCUGUCCGCCCACCAUCGCCCUGUACGUACAAAGGAAACUUCGGUCGCAUCCUCCGGCAGUACCCCCUGAGUGAGCCCAAUAUCCCUGGAGAUGCUUUGACAUCAGUGGAGGGCCCCCAUCUUGAGACAGGAACCCUGUUUGCUAAAGACCAGAAAAUACAAGGAGAUUUGGAAGAACACAGUGAUCUAGAAGAAUCAGAAUAUUCUUUCCAAACGACUAUGGAAGAGCUUGAAGAAAAUCAGAAAGCUUUAAAACUUACUUUCCAGAAAACCCAGAAUAAUGAUAAGGAGAAACAGCAGCAUGAAAAGAUGCAGGAGGCCAUCACAGGCACGCCAACAUCAUCCUUCAGCUCAGACAAUGAAACAGAGAGCAUGGAUGCUAAGUGUCCUACAGGAUAUUUGGACAUGGGAGGAACCAGCCCUUUGCAGUCAGAAGUUUCCACCAACGCAGAGGAGCUGGAACAGCUCUGUGACCAGCAGGUCACAGGAGCUCAUCUUGAGCUUGAGAGGAUGAGGUGGCAUUUUGUGCUGGCUAAACUGAAAUGUGAACAGGAGGAUAAGGAAAAGCAAAGGCUUCAUGAAGAGAGAAUGGAGCAGAUUCAUCACCAGGCAGUAAAAGGAUCAGUGAAUGAAGGACUCCAAAACCUACUCCAGCCCUUCAAUCAAUAUGCCUUGUUCCUGUACUGCUUCAUCAUCAUUCAUGUUAUUUAUACUUUGAAGGAGCUGGCCUUCUACGUUUUCCAAACCCAUUACCUGUUCUGUUUUGCUAUCGUGCUUUUCUACAUUCUUAUAAGGAUUUUCCAAGAUUACAGAAAUAACAAAAAAUAUCCUUAAGAAAAGCAGCAUAUUCUACUCUUUUUGCCCCAUUUUUGCUGCUUUUUUAUUAUCACUACACCAAUCAUACAUGCAGGAUUUCAGCUAUUGUUACAUGCCUGAUUAAGGAAAACCAAGUGAUUUCCUGAAGAAAAUUGUGACUAAAUGACACCAUUUGACUUCAUGCUGUCUCACCAUGUUUAGCAUCAUUCAGGGGCACUCAUCUAUGCAAAUAAAGUUACACACAAUAAGAAA